Setaria italica (foxtail millet) is the source of this 1927-nucleotide messenger RNA. RefSeq names its product serine/arginine-rich splicing factor SC35. Lineage: Eukaryota; Viridiplantae; Streptophyta; Magnoliopsida; Poales; Poaceae. The transcript has 8 exons. Gene Ontology annotation, molecular function: RNA binding. The coding region runs from base 125 to 997 and encodes 290 amino acids. The record is from RefSeq and is a predicted model, not a curated record.
CCUGUCGCUGAGCCCACCCACUUCCAAUCUACCGCCCGCCUGCUCUCCCCUCGCCAACCCCGCCGCGGCGGAGCGCUAAACCCUAGGCGGCGUCGUCGUCGGCGGAGGCGGAGGAGGAGCCGCGAUGUCGCACUUCGGGAGGUCGGGGCCGCCGGACAUCCGCGACACCUUCUCGCUCCUCGUCCUCAACAUCAGCUUCCGCACCACGGCUGACGACCUCUUCCCGCUCUUCGAGCGCUACGGCAAGGUCGUCGACGUCUUCAUCCCGAGGGACCGGAGGACCGGGGACUCGAGGGGUUUCGCGUUCGUGCGGUACAAGUACGCCGACGAGGCGCAGAAGGCUAUAGAUCGCCUUGACGGGCGGAAUGUGGAUGGGAGGAACAUCAUGGUGCAGUUUGCCAAGUACGGCCCCAAUGCUGAGCCAAUCCGUAAAGGAAGGGUCAAAGAGGCUGUGGAGAAAUCACAAGACAGGUCAAGAAGCCGUAGUCCAAGGCCAAGGCACAGAGACAGAGAUCAUAGGAGGCGAAGUCGCAGCAGGAGCAGAGAAAGGCAUGGCCGUGAUAGAGACAGGGACUAUCGUCGCCAGAGCCGAAGCAGAAGCAGAAGCAGAAGCCCGAGUUCAAGUCCUGACCUCAAAAGUCGUCGUAGAGCAAGAGAUGAUUGUAAGCGCCAGAGCAGGAGCAAGAGUAGGAGCAGAAGCAGAAGCAGAAGCAGGAGUAGAAGCCGCUCAUACCAUAGUGGUUCACCUGCUCGACGCAGUGCUAGCCCUCGCAAGAGCCCACCACCACGGAGGAGCCCCACUCCUGAAAAGCACACCAAUGGAAAAGAUUCACCUCCGUCACGCAGUGUUUCUCCAUCACCCAAGCGUGCAGGCUCCCGUAGCCCACGCAGUGUUUCUCCAUCACCAAAGCGUGCAGGCUCCCGUAGCCCACGCAGUGUUUCUCCAUCACCAAAGCGUGCAGGCUCCCAUAGCCCAGGCAGAGACAGCAAGGAGUAAAGCUUGUUGAUCUGGUGAUGCCUAAGAACAAUCUUCCAUGGGAUUGCAGAAGGUUGACUGAGCACAAUGGAAGCAGCACUGAACUGCUAUUCAAGGUUGCUAGUUGUCCUUAAUGGUUUUUAGAAUUGUGUUUUCCAGUUGUCAAAAUUAUGCUGUUGGAUUGUAUUUUGAUCCCUAUUUUUCUUCAUGCCCAUCUACUUUAUAUGCAUUAAACUUCUUCAUACCAUCAUAUUAACUUGUUAAAACAUUUGUGCAUUUUCUAGUUAUCUGUUCGUGAGAUGGGUUGCUGUUUACUGGUAGAAUGAUAUUGCACGGGAUCGACUGUGGUGGAUGUUCUAGCUGUUAAGUCUUUAUCAUUGGUGUCGAUGUUCGUGAUGGUGCAGCUGAUGAUACGGUGAUGCUGAUGCUGCUGACCGUGAUGAUCUUGAUGCAGUCUCUUUAAUUUUGUUCAAAAGAUUUUGAGUCAACGAAACUCCAGAUGGAUCUCAUGAUUGGUAACACUUUAGCUGCACAAUGUUGCCAUACUAGUUAUGUUGGUUCUUAUCUAGUUCAACUUUUCCCUCCUUUGGCAAAUGCCUGCCUGCAGUUCCUAGUUGGAACAUGGUGUUGAGUGGCAGGAUGUGCAGGUGUACUCAGUGAUACUUUGAGUGGCAGGAUGUGCAGGUGUACUCAGUGAUACUUUGAGUGGCAGGAUGUGCAGGUGUACUCAGUGAUACUUUGAGUGGCAGGAUGUGCAGGUGUACUCAGUGAUACUUUGAGUGGCAAGAUGUGCAGGUGUAGUCGGUGAUAAUUGCCAAUGAUACACAUACACUGCUAAUAUUCUCUGUGCAGUAAUGGAGGUGGUGUCGGUUGAGUAGCAUGAGUCAUGUUGAACAAAUUGUUGGUGGUUGGCCCUGGUGCUCGCCUAGUUUGAUCGCUUCUAUUCAUUCU